AUGAAGCUAUCCACAACUUUGUGUCUUGCGUCGACCAUCUACGCUAGUAUCGCAGCGGCAACACCGGUAUCUUCGGGUGCCAGAAAGCCUACUUUCGACUGGGCUGCCAUCGACUCUCUGAUAGCUUUUGGCGACAGCUACACAUUCGUUCAAGGCACCCUCGGCCACCCCAACUACUCCUUCAUCGGCGAUGAAUUAAACCUUCCCUUUACACCCGCGCAACUCUUUUCCAACCGCAUUGUGCAGAACCUUACCGGGACAGCAGAAGGUGGACCCAAUUGGGCCGAGUUUCUGACUGAAUGUGGUGUAGAAGGCGGGCUACAUGAUCCACAGGAAUGCGACAUCCAGCUCUGGGAUUUUGCUUAUGCGGGCGCCAAUACGAUUGAGGAAGCUAGCUUCACACCACUUCACCAUAACCACACUGUUUCCCUAGAGCGCCAAGUCGAACAAUUCAUUUCUUACGGUAACCCUGCGCUCGAAUCUAUUUAUUUGGAUAAGAAGCACGCGCUGGUAGCCGUUUGGAUUGGUAUCAACGAUAUCAACGAUCUCGUCGCUACGCAGGGCAAAAACGCUACUUUUGCACCAGUCUAUAGGAAGGUGCAGGAAAACAUUUUCAAGAAUGUGGAAAAGGUGUAUGGGCUGGGAUACAGGAGCUUUUUGUUCAUGAAUCUCCCGCCUUUGGACCGUGGACCGGGUACACCUAACGUCAAUGCGUCGCUCGUGGAGCUGUUCAACGACAUUCAGGCGAGCUAUGCAGACAAGUUUGCAAAAAAGCACUGCAAUGCAGCAGUUCUGCAAUUUGAUGUUAAUACUGUUCUAAACGAUGUGUUGGAUCGAUAUCAGGAUUAUGGGUUCAAAAACAUCACUGGUUUUUGUCCGGGUUACAAUCAACCGGAUGUCCUGAUAAACCCGGAAAGAUAUGGUUGCACGGAAUUGGAUACUUACUUUUGGUAUAACUCAGGGCAUUUGACGAGCCGCGCGCAUAAGAUUAUGACGGAUGUUUUGAGAAAGUGGUUGCGAAAGCAUUCUCGCGAAAAGCCAAUUCCAACGUACAACGCCCAGAAUCUCGGAUCGCCUCUACUAUCGCUUCUCUGA
This is a messenger RNA of Bipolaris maydis ATCC 48331, 1095 nucleotides long. RefSeq names its product carbohydrate esterase. Lineage: Eukaryota; Fungi; Ascomycota; Dothideomycetes; Pleosporales; Pleosporaceae. Gene Ontology annotation, molecular function: hydrolase activity, acting on ester bonds. The record is from RefSeq and is a predicted model, not a curated record.